GCAGGGUGCCCGCCCUCUGCAUAAGUGCACCCUUUCACUGAUUCUGCAUGAGAGGGAACCCUCUAUCUGUAUGAGAGGACAUCGAGUUGUAUCUGUACAUCGAGUUGUAUCUGUUGCUGGAACUAGAGCUACUGAGAGUCAUAUGUAAAGACAUCCUGACAUUUAAGCAACUGCUUGAUCUUCUGUUGAGAAAGCACUCAAUUCUGUUGAGUCUGUAGAGAGGAGACGAGGCUGUAGAUGACAAAAGAAGCAUCCAAGAUUAUUGAUCUCGUCUGUAUGAGUACGUCGACUCUGUUUUGUGUCUAGUGGACCUCACUGUGAGCAUGAUCAUGACCAGGAGUGUGCACAGCGACGUAGUGACCGAUAUCGAUUUUGUGCUGUACUAGCUUGUGAUCAUCAUUCAUUGCUUCUACUUUCACUUUCUUAGUUAUAAUAUAUCAAGCUCAUCCUUACUUUUCAAAAGGAAUCUUUACGAAUGUAUCAUUUCAUCCUUCCACCUAUUUUCAGGUUGUUGCUUUUCUCAAUCAAUCUCAUGAGCAGUAGUACCCCAACUCUCCUCCGCAAUUUUUCAAAUAUCUAAUGAAUAUUAACUGACAUCCUUUCAAAGGAGAUUCUUAAUUUGAAAAAGACCACAACUUACCAUAACGCGGAAUCAGUAAAGCCAUAAAAUUUCUUUUGCUUGUUCUCAUCAACUUUUUGUUGUUUGAUCAAGAAGGCUCAAGAACCUCCAAAAUUCAUGAUAUACACAGACAUCUAGAUCAACUUCAUCUUCAUCAAUGAGAAGACAGAAGUAAAGACUAGAAAUAUUUAUCUGUAGGUGGACUUUUACCUUUCUAAGAUUGUGUUUUUCCUUCGAUUUUCUUCCAAGUAUCUAUCCUACUUGUGUCUUCAAAGUCAAUCCAAAUAUUCAAAUAACACGAUUCGUCUCAUUCAUCGCCUCCCUAGAGGUCAGCACGACUUCUAUAACCAUUUAGUGAAAAUGUCCUCCACAACUUCCGGAGUUAUUAGCAGACGAAAUGCACCUGCACGUGGGGCCGUGUCGACCUCUAUUGGAGGGACACAGGUGGAGACCCCAGAGGUCCCCACUUCGUUUGGACUAGGACGAGGAGCGUCUUCGCCAAGGAGAAGCGGGUCGGCUUCUAAGCAGAGGCGAAGCUGUUGCGCUCCCGCUCCUGAGAUGAAGGCAAAGAUGAUGGCAAUGGCCCGGGACUCGGCAACAGAAGUGGUGCACAGCGCGAAGGUGUGCGGCUGCGGCAUUGUCGAUUUUCUGUCGGAGGGAGCCGACGACUUCGCCUUGCGUACCUUGCACGGCGUCAUUUCGAGCUCAGUGGAGCACGGCAAACAUCGAUUCCGUCUACUGCUCCUGCACAUUCUACUGCUGCCGCUUUGCAUCCUGUUAUUCCAGCCCGCCAGAGACGCCGCCUCACUGCUCCGCGGGACAACAGCCGGCGAUCAAGUGCAGGAGGUGACUGAAGCUGCAGCAGCCGCUACGCGCAGUAACAACGAGAAGCCUGACACGCGAAGGUGAAAGAAGGCGCGAGGUCGAGGUGAAAAGAAGCACUAUGUACAUUGAUAAUUGUAGUGAGAUGCUGGGACUAUUUGAAAACAUAGAUACACGAACACGAUACAUAGUGAUGAAAAAUUACAGAUUUGAAUCAAUACUAUGAUAGCAGCGAAGACAGGAUAGAACGAAGAUGAACAUCUGUCGGCACCCGUAGACCAUUGCUCAAGAAGCCGCAGCAGCACAAGCAGCAGUACUACCAACACGCUGUGAUGCCGAAAGACAAAGAGAUAGACAUAGGUAGAGAACUAAAAUUGUCAUCACUCAAAGACAUUGCGAUUGCUGUAGCAGGGCUGCUGUCUUCACACACACAAGGGGAAAAACAUAACAAAAAAAUAGAUAUCUAGUGAUUACGUACAGUUCCGAGCCGAAUAUGAAAUACCUCAAGAUUACUACAACAUACAACUGUGACUCAAAUGCCAUUGAUUCAUUCUUCAAAAUUUGUUUGGUUUUCUAAUACGCGAUUUAAACGUUCUGAUAUUUAUUGAACCUCAAGCUUUGUUAGAAAAGUGAAAGUCGCCUGAGAUUCAACAGGUGAAAUUUUCUACGAAUGAUUCAUCACCCGAUAGAACUGAAAAUGAUGAACAAAUAAUGAUUUGAACGCAGCUGAGGAGAGCUUUGUAACUUCACAUCUUCCCCUAUCCUGUUUUACCCUAAAAAGAUCAAAAAACAAAAAAGAUAAAUAAUACAUAGUGAAUCAAUUGAAGACUCUUGGUGUAGAAGGCCCGAUAUUGAACAUGGAGCAACUUACUGCAACACAAUAUUGGCGCAUUGCAAGGAUUAUAACGCAAUAAAACCCUUCUCCAUUCCUUCCAUGAACAAAAUAGAAAUGAAAAACAUUACAAAAA
Molecule: messenger RNA, 2409 nt
Organism: Amoebophrya sp. A25
Lineage: Eukaryota; Dinophyceae; Syndiniales; Amoebophryaceae
Source: the annotation of a GenBank genome assembly